Molecule: messenger RNA, 1114 nt
Organism: Rubroshorea leprosula
Lineage: Eukaryota; Viridiplantae; Streptophyta; Magnoliopsida; Malvales; Dipterocarpaceae
Source: the annotation of a GenBank genome assembly
AGAGUCUCAUUAGCACGGUGUUUGACCCUAGGGAUGAGGAGUGCCGUUUUAUGAUUCAUGAUCGAUCUCAUGCACGGCCGAUCUGGGCGGCCUGAAGCCAGUGUGGCCUGGUCUGAUGCGUAUGCGUAUGCCAACUUCCAACCGAGCAGGCAGGGGAAGCUGGUGUUGACCCCAGCGAGCUCGAUGUUAAUCAGUGAGCUAAGCGGGCGUGCAAGGGUAAAAAUGGCUUCUUUUCAUGAUGCGCAAGAGUUUCGGGGUAACCAAGGUGGGGAAGAAGAAGUAGAUGUGAUAUCAGUGGAGCCUAUCACCAUGAUAGUGCCGCUGGAGUUGCAAGAUUCGCCCAGAACCACCACGCCAGAGAGUAGCGCUAGUCCGAGCGUGGGUGGUGGUUCUUGUGACCACCGGCCUUCAACCGGGAAGAGUUGCAAGAUUCCCCUUCUUUUUGAUGAACUUGCAUCAACUCGGUCACUGUUAAGUGGAGCACUAUCCAAAUCAAGGGUCUGUUGGUGCGACCUAGGACUUUUCAGCUUGUCAAUGGAUUUUUGUACAUCCCGUAGCUACCUUUCAAGGUCUGCAUUCUUUCUCAUUAGUUCUUCACUGUGUUUGGACGAGCUAGGCUCGUUAUUUAACUUCCCACUUCCCCUUGGUUUGGUCGGCACUAUUAUAUUGCUUAGAGCGGGGGAGUUUCGAGUUGCCACAACCGUAGCUGGUUGUGCAUCCCUAUUCAACAGAGGAAUUAGGGGGUCAUCUGGGAUCAGAUGGGCAAGGAUUUUACCCAUUGCCAUUUUGAGAACUCUGGUUUUCUCUUCGAGUUCGGUUGUCCGAGCAAGCUCUGUUGACCUUUCAGGUCGUUCAUGUUAUGAAUUGCCUUGUCUGGGAUGUCCACGCCUUGUUCCUGUUGGAAUUUGAAAUUGCUCAGGCUGAGUUGCAUACCCAGUUUGUGUUCUUUCAUCAUCAUCUGUUCCACUUAGUUGUUCUUGUUAUGCUCCUCCAACAAAAAGGUUUCUCAGCAUUGUCCUAAAAUCAUUCAAGCCGAGCUCAUAUAGUUGAGUGUCCUCCUAUUCAUCCAUUUCAUUUCUUGGAGGGCGACUUUUAGUAAAGGUACGAACCAUUU